UGUUUAAUCAAAUUAAUAUAUUUUUCAAGGCAACAUAGUGGAGUAGUAGUUCUCUCUUCUUCCUUGUGUAAUUCAUCUGCUAAACCUAGACACAGAAAUGCCGAAGCAGCGCUGGCGCAACUCGUUUAAAUCCUUUAUCGAUCCCACUGAAGAAGAUCAGCUCAGAGGAAUCAAAACAGAAAUUGAUGGAAAUGUGCAGAAAAUCGUCAAUUUUCUGAAAGAAAAAGACGGUGAUGAUAGGAAAGACGAGGUGGCGGAUUUGAUUCAGGAUUUCCACAGACAGUACGAGUCGCUUUAUGCUCGUUAUGAUCAUCUAUCUGGAAAACUUAGGGAUAAGUUUCGUGUCAAGAGCGGGAAAGACAGUGCCUCCUCGAGCUCAGAUUCGUCGGAUUCUGAUGAUUCUCUGGCAAAAUCGCGGGAAGAAUUGGGGAGGAAAUUGGCGGCCGCUGCAGAUGACAAGGAAGCACUGCAUCAGGAAUAUCUGAGUGAUGUAAAGAGGCUAAACGCUGAUGUCUCCUUGUUGCGAGAAGAGAAUGCGCAGCUGCAGUUUAGGAAUUCUGAGAUGGAGAAAGUGUUGGCGGAGAAAGAGAGUGAAAUCUCGAAAUUUGGGGAAAGAGAGAGUGAGUCAUCUGCGCGGAUUGUGGCAUUGGCUGCAGAUGUGAACAAUCUCCGAGAGCAAUUAGGGCAUACGAUUGAUCAGAAAAGUGAGGCAGAUAGGGUUAUUGAGAAACAGCAACAAGAAAUGUCUGAGGUGUUGAUUCAGAUUGAGAAUUUGAAAGAGGAAUUGUCGCUGGCGGAGAAUCGGAACACUGAAUUAGGGCACAAGAUUGUAGAACAGAAAAGAGAAACGGAAGAACACAGGGAUGAACUCCUGAGAUUGAGUGAGGAGCACAAGCAAUUGGAAGGCCGGUUUAGGGAUUGCAAUGAGAGACUCGCUAUAUCGGAGAAGAGAACAGAGGAGAUCUCUGAUCAGUUCCGCGGAAGCAUGGCUGUUAAAAAUCAGGACAUCGAUCAGCUCGAAGAAACUAUAGAAGAUCUGAAAGCAGAGCUGGAGAUUAAAGAGGAUGAACUUAGCUCAUUGACAGAGAAUAUGAGGGCUACUGAGGUUAAGCAGCGGCUUUCGGGUCAGAAGCUCCGGAUCACAGAGCAGGUAUUGAGUGAGAAGGAAGAGAUCCACCAGAAGAGAGUUGAGAAGUUGCAGGAAGAGAAGGAGUUGCUUGAAGGGAGGAUUGCUUCGCUGGCCGGGAUAGUUUCUGUAUACAAGGGAGCUCAACUGAGUCUGGUUGGAGAAAUCUCUGAGAAGAUGAAUGAGACCUUGAAUGGGAUUGACACAUUUAGUAUGAAGUUUGAGGAGGACUACGGCCACUUGGAGUCGCGGGUUUAUGAAAUCGGGAAUGAGCUUAAGGUUGUGGUGAACUGGAUAACCGGGAACAAUGCUGAGAAAGAUGAGAUGAAGAAGGAGAUUGGGUGUUUAGUUGAGAAAGUGUUGGUGUUGACAGGGAAGGUUAAUGAGAUGGAGAUGAUACUGCAGAAGAACGAGGAGGAGAGGAAAAGCCUAAGUGAGACGGUGAGACAACAUGAGGAGAAGGCGAAGGAGUUGAAGAUGGUGAUAGAGGAGAGGGAUGGGAGGUUGGGAGAAUUGGAGAGGAAGAUGAGUGAGAAAGAUAAUGGUAUGUUGAGCUUGAGUGAGGAGAAGAGAGAGGCAAUAAGGCAGUUGUGCAUUUGGAUCGAUUUUCACCAUGAUCGCUACGAAGAUCUGAAAGACAUGAUGUUGAAGAAGAGGGGUGGUGGAACAAGGCAGAUUGCUGCUUGAUGUGAAUCCAGAGAAUGUUAGUAGUGUUAUUUGUUUGUAAGUUUUUUUGUAUGUGUUUGUGGUUUGGAGUUUGGAUGGAUGGUAAAUGCUUGUUUGUGUGUCAAAAUUUGUUUUGAUUGUUUGGAUGAUGUGUUGUAUCUAUAGGCAAACAUUCAACUUAUCUCUUAUUAUAUGUUGAAAUCUCA
Messenger RNA from Salvia hispanica, 1998 nucleotides. RefSeq lists its product as uncharacterized. Lineage: Eukaryota; Viridiplantae; Streptophyta; Magnoliopsida; Lamiales; Lamiaceae. Gene Ontology annotation, molecular function: structural constituent of cytoskeleton; actin binding. Gene Ontology annotation, cellular component: cytoskeleton. The record is from RefSeq and is a predicted model, not a curated record.